This is a messenger RNA of Closterium sp. NIES-67, 541 nucleotides long. The record is from the annotation of a GenBank genome assembly. Lineage: Eukaryota; Viridiplantae; Streptophyta; Zygnematophyceae; Desmidiales; Closteriaceae.
AUGCAUGGCCUGUGGCAUCACAUGCAGACAUGAAUUGGUGCUAUGACAUCUGUGCGUCGUUCGAGAACAACACCUUCAGCUUCGACCCCUCGAGCCCAACUCUCUCAUCGUUCUACCUGCGCGGCGCUGAGGCCACUUCCAUUAUCCCCUCGCUCAAAUCUUGCUCUAUUAACCUCGGCGCCAACCUACUCUUUGCUUUUCGGCAUGGGUGUACGAAUGAGACUGUGAAAACGCUUGAGGGUCUUCUGAUGGAGCAGGUUUCGAUUGCCAUUGCCAACAGCACCAAUGGUACCACCAGUGCUAAAUCUUCAUUGCGUGUGCAGCUGCUGCCAAUGGUGCCCUUCGCCUUUCUGCUCGUGAUCACAAUUGUCAUCUUGCCCAUGUGACCGCAUGCUGAUGAUUUUGUGCAUUUCGUUCAAGACACCAGCAGCAUGCGCACUGUAUGCGAGCCAAUGGGAUCCCUUUUAUUUAUUGUGCAUGCGUUGUAGCAUUGCACCUUGACGUAACUCUCAGAGUAGCAAAAUAACUAGAAAAGACAGUA